AUGUCUGUCUUUAAUGACUCUGUCCUAUACCCCUGCUUCCUCCUGACAGGCUUCUCAGGCCUUGAAAGCAGAUAUGGCUUAAUUUCCCUCCCUAUUUUCUUGGUUUAUGCCACCUCAGUUGCAGGGAACAUUACCAUUCUGUUUAUCAUCAGAACUGAGCCUUCCCUCCACCAACCAAUGUAUUACUUCCUGUCAAUGCUGGCAUUUACUGAUCUGGGCCUAUCCACUACAACCUUGCCUACCAUGUUCAGCGUUUUCUGGUUCCAUGCCCGGGAGAUCUCUUUCAAUGGCUGCCUGGUCCAGAUGUACUUCAUUCAUGUUUUCUCAAUUAUUGAGUCAGCGGUGCUUUUGGCUAUGGCCUUUGACCGCCUAGUAGCAAUCCGAGCACCCCUGCGUUAUGCAGCCAUUUUAACCAAUGAUGUAAUCAUUGGGAUUGCCUUGGCAAUCACCGGAAGGGCCUUGGCUCUGGUCUUUCCAGCUUCUUUCCUCUUAAAAAGGCUUCAAUAUCGUCCUGUCAAUAUUCUCUCCUACCCUUUCUGCCUGCACCAAGACCUCAUCAAGACAACUGUAUCCAGCCGUCGGGUCAGCAGCAUCUAUGGCCUCAUGGUGGUCAUCUGCUCCAUGGGACUUGAUUCAGUCCUCCUCCUCCUUUCCUAUAUCCUCAUCCUUGGCACAGUUUUGAGUAUAGCCUCCAGGACAGAAAGAGUGAAAGCACUUAAUACCUGCAUCUCUCAUAUCUGUGCUGUACUCACUUUCUAUACACCAAUGAUUGGACUAUCUAUGAUCCAUCGCUAUGGGCAGAAUGCAUCCCCAUUUGUCCAUGUGUUCAUGGCCAAUGUCUAUUUGCUGGUGCCACCCCUCAUGAACCCCAUUGUCUAUAGUGUCAAGACCAAGCAGAUUCGUGACAGAAUCCUCAAGAAAUUCAACCAACAGAAAGUUUGA
Capra hircus (goat) is the source of this 942-nucleotide messenger RNA. Its product is annotated as olfactory receptor 51G2-like. NCBI's taxonomy places the organism in Eukaryota, Metazoa, Chordata, Mammalia, Artiodactyla, Bovidae. Gene Ontology annotation, cellular component: membrane. Bases 1 to 942 code for a protein of 313 amino acids. Gene Ontology annotation, molecular function: G protein-coupled receptor activity; olfactory receptor activity. Gene Ontology annotation, biological process: G protein-coupled receptor signaling pathway. The transcript has a single exon. The record is from RefSeq and is a predicted model, not a curated record.